Molecule: messenger RNA, 1170 nt
Organism: Archocentrus centrarchus (flier cichlid)
Lineage: Eukaryota; Metazoa; Chordata; Actinopteri; Cichliformes; Cichlidae
Product: myosin light polypeptide 6
Exons: 8
Coding region: 16-657 (213 amino acids)
Cellular component (GO): myosin II complex
Molecular function (GO): calcium ion binding; structural constituent of muscle
Source: RefSeq, a predicted model, not a curated record
CGCAAAGACUAUCGGAUGAGCGGGACUCAAGGAAUGGCUCCAAAAAGAGAACCCUCCAUUAAGAAGUGUCCCUCACCAGUGACCCAACCCAGACUUGGUCCUCCUUACCCCUGCCUGCCUUCAGCUCCUGCAGCUCCAAAACCGGAGCAAAAGCCUAGGAUGCUGCGUCCCUCUGAUUCACCGUUUGAUCCUAGCUCUUUGGAGUCUGACUUCUCAGAAGAUCAAAUCCUCGAGUUUAAGGAGGCAUUCCUGCUGUUCGACAGGACAGGAGAUGGGAAGAUCAGCUACAGCCAGUGUGGGGACGUCAUGCGGGCCCUGGGACAAAAUCCUGUCAACGCCGAGGUGCUCAAAGUCCUGGGCAACCCCAAGGCUGACGAGAUGAACAUCAAGACGCUAGACUUUGAGCAGUUCUUGCCCAUGUUCCAGGCCAUCGCUAAGAAUAAAGAUCAGGGGACAAUGGAGGAUUUUGUGGAGGGACUGCGUGUCUUUGACAAGGAGGGCAAUGGCACAGUAAUGGGAGCAGAACUACGUCAUGUCCUCACCACGCUAGGUGAGAAAAUGACAGAGGAGGAAGUAGAGACACUCUUGGCAGGACACGAAGAUGCAAAUGGAUGCAUCAAUUAUGAAGCGUUUGUUCGUCACAUCAUGUCGGGCUGAGGGCCGAACUGGUCAGAAUGGUUAUGAGCGGGUGAAGACGAAGAGCAACCCACUUUUUUUUUUUCCCAUGUACCCUCUUUUUUUUCCAUUUAGCUUCUUUCCGUGAAUUAUUUCUCCAACUUUAAUUUAAGAAGUGCCUUUACAUUCCUCACAAAAGAUCCAGGUUUUGCUUCCAGGCCUUUUCCACCUGUGUGACCAACUUUUAUUCAUUUGGGUUUAUAUUACCUGCAGCAACACUUCAUCUUGUAAGAAAACAUAAACAGUAUGCAAUAAGUAAUGUUUGAUUUUAGAUAGGACCUUAAAGUAUAUAUAUAUAUAUACUGUCACCAACCUGCCAUGUCAUUGGCGAAGGCUUCCUACAGCUGAAUAACAAUGUUUGUGAUUGUACGGUAAACCAAUACAUUUAAAGCCAUGUUACCAUGAGGCAGAAAAAAACAUUUCAGAUUUGUUUCUAUGUUUUGAAAUCAACCAAAUUUUGUUGCUGCAUUUAAAUAAAUUUUUCCUGAAAACCUG